Molecule: messenger RNA, 1553 nt
Organism: Impatiens glandulifera
Lineage: Eukaryota; Viridiplantae; Streptophyta; Magnoliopsida; Ericales; Balsaminaceae
Exons: 5
Coding region: 75-1307 (410 amino acids)
Biological process (GO): chromosome condensation; negative regulation of DNA recombination; nucleosome assembly
Cellular component (GO): nucleus; nucleosome; nucleolus
Molecular function (GO): double-stranded DNA binding; nucleosomal DNA binding
Source: RefSeq, a predicted model, not a curated record
UCUCUACUGCUUUAUUUUUUUAUCAUCAUCUCUCUCUCUCUCUUCUUCCUUCACGUUUUCUCUCUCAUUUCACCAUGGACCCAUCCUCAAUAGAUCCGCCGCCGGCCGCCGUCAAUCAUCCGACGCCGGAGCAGUUGAAUAUCAUAUCUCCGGCAACAAAUCCCGCUCCUAACAACGGUCACAAUUAUCCUUCUUACCCUGAGAUGAUAUCAGCUGCGAUUGGGGCUUUAAGGGAGCAGGAAGGAUCGAGUAGGCAAGCGAUUGCGAAAUACAUUGAGCAGGUCUUCACUAACCUACCAGCUGACAACGCCGCUUUGUUAACUCGUCACUUGAAGUGGAUGAAACAAGCGGGUCAGCUCGUAAUGGUCAAACACUCCUAUGCCCUACCUGGAUCUGUUCCUAUUCAGGAAUCUGAUGUGGUCAUUCCUACCCCUGUUACCUCAAUCAAAAGACGACCUGGCCGACCACCUAAGCUGAGGAAUGAAAACCAUAACCAUCAGCUAGUUGUUUCAUCUCCUGUUCCUAUUCAGGAAGCUGUUUUUCUUUCUCUGGGACUCAUGGACGAGCCUGUUCCUAUUCAGGACUCGUCAGCACCACCACUUCAGUCUGUUUUGGGUAAGAGGGGUCGUGGUAGGCCUCCUAAGCUGAAAACUCUUACUUUUCCAACUGACCAAAUGGGUCCGAUUGCGGAUCAAUUAUCUCCUACUGGUGACCUCAAAAGAAAGCCAGGUCGUCCAAGGAAGAUUGAUAGCAUUGCAAGAAUCAUGCCUAGGCUAGUACAGAAGCCGAGUGGAAGCAACCCACGUGGAAGACCACGAAAGUAUGUUGUUUUACCUGUGGCCACCAUUAAUGGAGGAGAAGCACAGGCUUCGGUUGGAGUAACACCAGUGAAACGGAGGGGAAGGAAAAAGGGUAGCAGCAUGAAGAAAGCUAGGAGACUCAGUGGAAAGCCAUUAGGAAGACCUCGAAAGACAAUGUUGCUUGAAUCUGCUCCUACAAAUGAUGAUCUUGUAAGAAGGCUGGAACAUAUUCAAGGUAAAAUCAAACAGGUAGUGAAUGCAGUUAAGCCACAUUUAGAUACUACCACAACUGCAUAUGCUCUUCGUUCGUUACAAGAAUUGGAACAACUUGCACGACAGAGUUUGUACGCACCUUUCAGUAUCCAGGUUCAACUUCCCAUUCUAACUUCAGCUGAUGCUUCUCCUUCUCAAGAACAACAGGUCAUAGUUCAGCCUUCAUCCUCUGUCCCUAUUGCCGAUCCAAAUAUGUUUCCUGUUUCGAGUCAUCAGUCAGUUCAAGGUCACUAACCGCCCCUUUGUACAGGGGCGGUUAGUGUCUAGAUGUUGAGAAGUUAUUGUAUGUACUUUUUAGCAUUUAGCAUUGGGAAAUAAUGCUUUUUAACUUAUUAGUUGGUUUAAUGAUCUGAGAUCACUGUAACAUUUGAUGUUUUUUAUUGUGGAAUUUGAGGAUUUAGGAUUUUAUUUUAUUUCAUGUUUUUUAUUGUGGAAUUUGAGGAUUUAGGGUUUUAUUUUAUUUGAUCUUAUUUGAUUUUA